Messenger RNA from Setaria italica (foxtail millet), 774 nucleotides. RefSeq lists its product as uncharacterized. The record is from RefSeq and is a predicted model, not a curated record. Lineage: Eukaryota; Viridiplantae; Streptophyta; Magnoliopsida; Poales; Poaceae. The coding region runs from base 115 to 489 and encodes 124 amino acids. The transcript is spliced from 5 exons.
AUCAGGUAGAACUGGACACACCAGCAGGAAGCUCGAUCUGCUAGCUGCUUCACCUAACCUGAUUCAGGCGUUAGAGAGGCCACAAGCACAGCUGGAGAAGAGGUGUGUAACCUCAUGGAGGAGAAGGGCGUGUCCUUUAUCACGAGUGCUGCGAGAAGCGUGACAAGGGGAGGGGCUGCUUCUAUGAACGCCCUUCGUGAGAGCAUGGAUCCACAGAGCAUCCCAAGUGCUGCAAGAAACGCAGCAAGCAAAGCGACUGCUUCUAUCGAUGCCGUUCGUGAGCGCAUGGAUCCAGAGGCCAUGUCGAGUGCUAUAAGAAGCGCAGCAAGUAAAGCGACUGCCUCUAUGAAUGAUCUUCGUGACCGCAUGCGCAUCGAUCCACUUAACGUAUUCCUGGGCCUCCUGACCGCGAUCUGCUGCUGCUGCUCGCGCGAGAGCUGCCUCGACCGCCUCUGCUGCUGCUGCAACAACAGGAGCCACGGCGACUAGGGCCGGUCGGCUGCGCGCCAUGUCGAUCUGUCAAGCUGAGAGGGCACCAGCAACUAUGCUCCUCCUUACUUUGGUUGCGCAAAUAAGAUGAGCUAGCUCAUCGUACAGUUGUGGGACCCAGGAACAUAUACUGUACUGUGAUCAUGAUUAGCGUUCCUAUAUUUGAAUUCUGGUUCGUCAGAUUAUUCUAUUCUAUUGUAGUUGUGGGACCCAGCUCAAUGUGGUAUUCUCCAACAACAAUCUCUGUUUAUUUUCACAAAGAACUUAUCAUGGGAAAUGUCACAC